Messenger RNA from Anarrhichthys ocellatus (wolf-eel), 12956 nucleotides. It is a transcript of the gene trim3b, whose product is annotated as tripartite motif containing 3b. The transcript is spliced from 17 exons. The record is from RefSeq and is a predicted model, not a curated record. Lineage: Eukaryota; Metazoa; Chordata; Actinopteri; Perciformes; Anarhichadidae. Bases 7208 to 9520 code for a protein of 770 amino acids. Gene Ontology annotation, biological process: proteasome-mediated ubiquitin-dependent protein catabolic process; protein polyubiquitination. Gene Ontology annotation, molecular function: protein binding; zinc ion binding; ubiquitin protein ligase activity.
AGAGUGAGAAGGUGUGCUUCUCUCUUCGUCCUCCUUGCAGACUCAAUCAGCUCUCAGGUGAUUUUGUUGCCAUGGGUAACAGCAACAGAAUUCCUCCGCCACUCUGCAAAGUCACGCCGAUGUCUACAUUUAUGUAAAUGUUUUAUUUUUUAAAUACAGCUUUGAUAUGAGCCCAUUAGAGGGGAAAAUGGUCUUCAUGGCAAAAAGCAUCAAACAAGUCCAGUUCAAACUGAUUAAUUCAAAGUUUUAACUUUGUGGAGUUUGAGUAAAGUCUUAAAGCUACAGGAGUUCCUCUGAGAGAUGCAACAGCUUCUGCUGGGGAUUCUGGUCAGGGUUAAGUGUUAUUACCCUCUGCUGUGAAAGCUGGGAUGGCUAAUAUAGCUUUAAUUACUUUUUAUUUUAUUUCAAUUUUUAUUGAUUUUACUAAACUAAACUUUUCCAUCGGCAUGCUAGACUUAUCCUUUACAUGUUUGUCAGUUUAUCUGCAGAUGUGAAACUCAGAAGUGGCCAGUACUAAGAUCAUUGUGGUUGGGUUAACAUCUUAUUUGUUCAAUGUUCAGUUUCAAAUUGAUCAAUUUCUAUGUGUAUUGUAUUUAAUGUCUUAGGUUUUAGUACAUACACAGUUUCUAAUUUAUGCACUUCAUGGGAAGCUUUAUGUGCAAUUUAUGCUUCACUUGGAAGCACAUAUGUUUUUUCCCCUCUGUAACAAAGACAACAUGACGUUUAAGUUGAACAUUUAAACCUCAUUGUCUGGCCGAUCACAACAGAUUCUGCAGACACAGCUGUUGUCUGACAGCAGCAGCACUCGUGAAGACUUUAUGAAAUUAGUGGGUCUGAAUAUGUUUAGAUGUUGGCACAUGUAUGGUAUUUAUACAGGAUGUGGAAUAAAAAUGUGAGUGCGUGUUUCUGCUUUGCCUGUUGGCACUCAGGUGGUCCAAAUCAUAUUUAACUUUAUAUUUAUGUUUGCAUUGUGAAGGGAGAGCAAUGUGGUGAACGCUUAGUGACUGAGGCGAGAGAUGCAGUCAUGUCAUGUUGGAUAUAUUUAGGCGGAUCCCUCAGGGAGGCUCAGUAAUAGCACUGGCCAUAUUGUGCCAUUUCUUCAGCAUUUCAAAUAACAUCGGGAAUAAAAUACUCCUGUUUUACCCAUUAUUUUCCAUUUUAAUUCAGUUAAACAUUUUGUGAGAGAGAAAUUGCUUUGGAGACUACAGUUACAAAAAUAAUACACAAAACAUGUUCCAGGUAUAUGGCAUGGUUUACCUAUUUUAACCAUCUUCGCCACUGUGCUCCUCGCAUGCAAUACUCAUAGUAGUGUUUCUAUUCUAUUCUAAUUUGCAGGAAACAAGAACGCAUUUGUGGUCAUUCGGAAACGGCAUAUUCCUUGAUCAGGGAAGCAGCUGCCUGUUCUCCAUCUAUUUUUUGCAAUUCUGACCUUUAUAGUAAUACAGAGAUUUGUGUAUUGCUUCAUUCAUUAUAAGCUAUGAUCUUAAGGUCCGAAAAAAAGAAGAUAUUCAGCAUUAUAUAACACCAGCAUUUCUCUCUCUGUGACAGCGGAGAGGUGAGGCUAUUGUUCUACAUAAACACAACUAAAGGAUGGAUUAGUUCCACUCACUGAUCUCUUGUACUAUUGAUGUUCCUGUGUUCACUGUCUUGAUGGUAAUCCAUGAUUCACUCAUGUGUUGGAUCAUUACUUCUUGAAGGACAUACACUCUCCCUGAGAUGCACUGUACGCACGUCAAGCGGGCCUGUUUAGAUGUCAGCCUUUGUACGGAAUGUUUCUGUUAGAGUGAAAAAGUGAUAACCACAAAACUGAGUUCUCCGUACUACUACUCAUUCCUAAGAUUAGAAGUGAGAGAACCAAGGCUGUGAUGAUGUGGCUGUAAAACAAAUAGCUUAGUGGUGGCAGUUAAUAAACUGCUGUGAAUAAAAAUGAAUCCCGUCACCACGCUGUAAGUGCAGUUAGGCAACAGAAAAUCUGUGGUAUCUGUGGUAAUGAUGUGCAGAGUCGGUAGACCUGUGUGCGUCUGUGUCUGUUCACAUGUGCUUGUGUGCUGGAGUGUGAGCCAUGUGUUGAUAUGCUGAUACAGGCGGUUCCUGUGACACAUUCCUGCCCAGCUUGGCUCAGAUCAGGCAAGCUGAUAAUUUUAGCAGCGCUUAUGUCAGUCAGUCCCGCUGUGUGUGGACAGCCAAGAGUAGGUACCACUCUUCCACAUUAGUCAUCCACUACAUCACCCUUGCCAGAGGGACUAUACAUGAUGAAUGUGUGUGUUGCAACAUGCUAGUCAGCAGACAGGCCUCUCUGUUUUUCUGCCCUGCCAUCAUAGCAGCAAGCUGGUGUUUCAAGCAGACUGACUACAAGACGAGCAGCGCUGAAUUAGGCAUCACAAAUGUGUGGUCAGUAUGUGAUUAUGUUUUUAUAGAAGCAGCACUUCAAUAAAAUUCAAUCCAACACAAUACAGUACUGCAAAAACACUUCCUUUGUGGUCAUCUUAAACCCUUGUUCGACUGGAUUGCAUUAUAUUGGAAGGCGUUUCUGUUAUUUUGUCCACCAGGAGUGUGGUUAGGCCACAUUCUUAGUUUUCCUGGUUCAUGUGCAGAGGUUGACAAACGUGCAAAUCCUAAAUCCUCUGACCUAUCGGCAUGACGAAAAAAUUUAGUAAAUACAUUUCCACCCGGUUAGGAAAGCCAUAAUAUCAAAGCCAUAAUAAACAUUUAUUAUUCAAUGACAGGGUUUUGACAUGAUGUCCGUUCACAAUGUGAUCGGUGUUCUGGAUAUUUGGCUCUUACAUAAACCACAUUUUUGACCUCUUUUUUUCCCCGAUGAUGACAAACGUCUAAACUUCCCACACACCUGGAUAAAUAAACACUCGCACAAAAACAUGGAAGGUCUGUUAAACUACUUGUCACAUCAUUGUGGUCCGGAUUCUGUUUUGCAUUGUGACAUGGACCGAGCUGUUUAUGUUCAUAUAUGUUUAGCUCAGGGCGUCUAUUCCCUCAGUUAUUUAAAGAAUCAAAUUAUUUCAGGAUCAGCUCCUCUACCCUGUGGCACAUGCUCCUAUUUCACUGAAAUAUUUCUCUCUGCUUGGAGAGCGUUGGCUAAGAUAAGAAAGAUGGUGAAGAAAUUUGACAUUGAGACAUUUGAAUAUACACAAAAUGUGGAUUAUAAGGUGUUUAUUUCUUAUGCUUAUACUGUUUAUUUUACAGGUUUAUAUAUACUAUAUAUAUUCUGUUGAUUUUCAUUGUAAAACACAUGCAAGAACUAGAAAGUUCUCCGCCAGGUGUGCCUGCAACGACCACUGCUGUAUAGUGUGAUUUAAUUAAAUUCUGAAUUAAACUCACAAUUGUCAAACACCCCCAUCUAGACACCAAGACAAGAACCAAAAAAGCGACAAUUUAUCCAUGUAAAUCAGUCUUCGUAUUCCUCAGAUGUUGUGUCAUGUCUUCAGAUGGUUGUAGGAAGGUGACCUAGAAGAUAUUUUUUUUGGGUAAUGUUUUUCAGUUAUUCUGUUGAUUGUUUGGAGCAUGCGAUGCAAUACAAAUGUUCGUGUGAAAAUGCUCAUCUCAUCUCAUCUGUGAGAUGUGAGCUUCCUGUGCUGCUCAUGUAUCAGUUUCUCGAGGCUCAGCGGAGAUGAGCUGCUGUUUCUGAUGUCUGCCUUGAUGUUGUUUGAGUCAAGAAUCCUCUUGAUGAAGUUCUGUUUGCAACAGACUGAAUAUGAGGGGAGAUAAAAACGGUUUCAUGACUGCAGUGGUCACAGAUUGAGGUUUAUUUCAGAUGUAAGGACUUAAAAUAUAAGUAUUUGACUCAUUUAUUCCUGACUUUAUUUCUAAACAUGUAGCUUUUAGCAUCUCUACACAACUACAAGCAGUGUCUGACGUUAAAAAGGAUGUAACCAAGAGGAGGCUAAGAUUUUCCCUCGGCUGGUCUGUUCUGUAUUCAUGUAAAUUAAAGGAUAUUUGUGUGAAGUGGAGCAAUCAACACACAAUUUACACUCACACACCUGCUUUCCCUGAGGCCAGCUGUGGUGUAAAGACAGCUGGGUAGCUGAAAGGAAGCGUCAGUAUUUUAUUUUCAACUUAUCAAUCAAUCUGGUUUGCAUACACGGUAGACCUGUGCCUUUGAUAUCAGCUGCCAAUAACAAGACAGAUUCUUACAAUAGUGUUUGCAUAUCGUCUCAAGUGUCUAGAUACUGUGUGUGUAUGAUACAUUUAUGCAUUUGCAUAUUUAUCAACUUUUUAUCUUGUUUUUCAAGACAAGGCUGGCAACCAAUCAAAAAACACAAAAAACCCCAAGGAUAUGAGGGCAAUGCUUUGGGAUGUUAAUGCCAUAGUUAGCGUACAUGAAUGACAUUGUGCACAAAUAAAUCUCAGAUGUGUAAAAUGUGCAUUGCAUGUAUUGGACCGUAAUGGAACAAGGCCCAUGUAAAUGAUUAGUAUGUGAAUCCCUCUGGAGUGUUUCUGAGUCAUUACUCUGCUGGUCAUCUGAGGAUCCCUUGGCUUUUUCCCAGUGUGUGUAUGUGCGCAGUGCAGAGCACGUGCCUGCCAGUGGUGUGAGGGGGAUAAGAACUGAUAGCGCUAUAUAUAGAUGUAUAUGUAUGUGGAGGCUUAAGACUGAACUGUGCAGCAGAAUGGAGGCUUGCCGAGCAUACUAGCGAGGGUUACACAGGCUGGUCCAUGCACGCCAUCUAUUAUCUCUGGGUGUGUAUUCUAUCUUUGUGAGGAGCAAAUUAAGCUUUAAAUCCUCAGAGUUAGGUGUGUGUGUGUUUUUGAAUGUUAUUGGUGUAACUUGAGCAGCUAUAAAGGAAAGGGUGAGUUGGGUUGAAGAUUGUAACAGCUGACUGUGUGUGUGUAUUUGUGUGUGAAGGAUGGUGUCAGGCCCGGAGCUAUCAGACUCCAACACCAUCAUGGUUGCCCUGAGGUAUCAGGAUUGUUCUCUGCUACACAAGAGCCCUCUCGUUAUUCGUUAUAGUGUGUGAAUGUUCUGUGUAUACUGUCAUUGUGUGUCCCUUCUACCUUCAUUUUCAUCUAGUUCUUGAGUCCUCCACAUCUUCUGAGUUAACUUUCGCUCAACAUACCAAUCCUUUGGAACGCAGCAGGCAGAGGCAGGAGGAUACUACAGUACACUGUGUAGGGAGAGUAUGUAAAACCCAGCAUCAAACAAGAAAUAACUUUGCAUCAUGUGUGCAGCACCCCGAUGUGGGCACGCUGUUGGCUGCAAGCAAGCACAGCAGCACGCUUAACCCCAUUUACUCACUCUCACAGAACCUCUUGUCACGUUAUCUGUUGUGUAACAGAAAAAUGACAUACAACAUUGAAGAUAGGUGGUUCUAUGAAAAUAUAAUUCUUUGUUGACAGCCUGAAGUGAGUUUGGAUUUUGUUGUUGGUGAACAUCACUGUCAUUACUUUUAUUGUUCCACCUCUUUCUGACCCCCGGGCAGAAGGGUUUCUUUUGGUUGAUGAUAUUGCAUAAGGCAAAGAGUGCAGUGGGUUUGUUUCUAUCUCUUAGCUCAAACUAAAAUGUGUCUCAAAACAUUCUGGGCUUUCUGCUGAAACAACCUUUUUUAGUUUGGAGCCAAAUUCUGAAAAAAAACAGAUUUUAUUUUAUUUUUUGAUGACCUCUAGUCUUACAAUACUCCCAUUAUAUAAUGUGUACUACUAGCUUCAGGAUACUCAGUGUGGGUGACACUGGUGGUUCACCUUCCUCUAUUUUAAUAACUGCAGGAGUCGUACAUUCUGAUAAAACUGUCGUUUCAGCAGAAAGCACAGCGUUAAACCACUAAUGCAGUGGAGCGCUCACUGCAGGGAUGACAACAGUGCUGCAUCUGGUAUAUUAGUCGUGUCAGAUUACUUAUUCUGGAGCGUGAAAACAAGACAUCCAAUGAGAUUCUUCUAUCCAGCUGCAAUAUGUUUGUGGGUCUUGUUUUGGUUUGGAAAGAAUCAUCAGAUCUUGUAACUACUAUUAAGUUAAGCAAGCGUUGCAGCAAUAUAAAAAAAUAUAUAUGUAUGUGAACCUGCGCCACUGAUCAUUCUCUGAGUGGUAUUUUUCAUCCUCUGAUCCUCUGCUUCCUGUUAGACCCACAACAGCAGUCUGGCCUCUUGAGUUCAGGACAUGGGAUUUUCAGAAAGGUGGGCGUGGAGGAAGCAGAGCCGGAAGCGAGGGAGGAGAGAUGACUGCACCCAAUCCGCACGGAUGAACUGUAGAAUGAUGUUUUUGUCAGAGAAUCGUUACCUCUUGCACCAGAUUAAACUCUGACCACCUCACGAGGAUGGGGCGUUUAAGGGAUUGGUUGCAAAACUUUAUUGUGACAGGAUAUUCAGCUUGAAAUUCAAAGUGAUAAUCCCCUUUUCUUGUAUUAAGGGUAUUUUCUUAAUCCCUGCAUAUGUGUAAUUUGAUAUUAUAAUGCUCGGGGGAGAGGCAUGUGUUCCAAAUUCUCAUUGUAAGUGUUUUUUUAAAGGUGACAUCGUGAAUUAUGUAACUAUGUUUUGUUUGGCUGCCCUGCGCGUGUGUGUGUGCGUGUGUGUACUUGGCUGGCUGAGCAAUGACGUAUUUCUUCAUAACUUUAACUGGAGGCCAAAUGAUCCAAAUGCUUAGAAGAUCGUCAGCUGCCGUUUCAGUUUGUUAGGAGCAAGCUGCAUUCAAGAACCGACCCUGUUUCUAUGUGCAAUCAUCACAGUUUUGAGUGUGCACAUUUCACAAAUGAAAUAAGUAUGCAGCAGAUUAAGACUUUAUAUGCAAUUUCAUUCCUGGAUUCAAGUUUGUUGUCUGUUUAGUCUCAACAGUUGGUCUUUUCCUAUUCUUGUCCGUUUCAAUCUUCGCCUCUCACUCCCUCUGGCCAGCACGAAUUGUUGGCCUAUGAUGCAAUCCCUUAUCCCUGCUAGUUUAAGUUCCCCAGCCAAUCAGAGCGCGGCAGUCGGAUACCCAGCUCAUGCUUGAAAACAGGACUGACAGUAGGAGGGACUUUCAAUUGACUGUCCCUCCCCCUGUUGUCAUCCCAGUUCAGCCUUUUUUUCAGUGUGUUGUGGUGGAAAAGCAAAAAAGGCGACAGAAGGAAAAGGGAAAAGGAAGACUGGUCAGCAGGGCCGAGGGGAGAGACGAGGGAGGAAGUGGGUGUGCGUGUGUGAGUCAGGGAACACAGAGCUGCCAUGGAUGGUUUCUAAAUUGUUCUACUCCACGCUACUGACAGUUAACUUCUGUCAUUGUCCGUGGCUUUAAAUGUCCUCUGCCAUGGCAAAGCGUGAGGCUGGAAGCACCAGCCCUGUGGUGAGUCAGAUCGACAAGCAGUUUCUGGUCUGCAGCAUUUGUCUGGAUCACUACUCCAACCCCAAGGUCCUCCCCUGCCUGCACACCUUCUGUGAAAGUUGUCUCCAGAACUACAUUCCCCCAGAGUCCCUGACGCUCUCGUGUCCAGUGUGUCGGCAGACGUCCAUUCUGCCCGAGAAAGGAGUUUGUGCUCUACAGAACAACUUCUUCAUUACUAAUCUCAUGGAGGUCCUUCAACGAGACCCAGAGUGCUCACCGCCGGAGGCCUGCAGUGUCCUGGAGUCAGUCAGCGCUGCAGCUGCAGUGAAGCCCCUCUGCUGCCCAAACCACGAGGGAAAGGUGAUGGAGUUCUACUGCGAGUCGUGUGAGACGGCCAUGUGUCUGGACUGCACUGAGGGCGAGCACCGGGAGCAUGUGACUGUUCCGCUGCGGGACGUCGUGGAACAGCACAAGGCUGCUCUGAAGACACAGCUGGAUGCCAUACUGAGCAGGCUUCCUCAGCUAACAGCAUCCAUCGAGCUGGUGACGGAGAUCUCCCGCCAGCUGAAUGAAAGGAAGAAUGAGGCGGUAGCAGAGAUUACCAGCACGUUUGAGGAGCUGGAACGGGCGCUGCAUCAGCGCAAGACGUCCCUCAUCACAGACCUGGAGCUCAUCUGCAGCACCAAGCAAAAGGUCCUGCAGGCCCAGCUUUCAUCUCUCCUCCAGGGGAAGGAACACAUCCAGAGCAGUUGCAGCUUUACUGAGCGGGCUCUCAGCCAUGGGAGUGCUACUGAGGUGGGCUGGCAGGUGCUGCUAGUUCAGAAGCAGAUGAGCGAGCGGGUAACAGCGCUGGCCAGACAUGACUUCCCAGAGAGACCACAUCAGAAUGCACACCUGGAUUGUCAGGUGGAGACUGAAGGUCUGCGACGCUCCAUUCAGAACCUGGGAGUUCUCCUCACCACAGCCGCUGUGGCUCACACCUCGGUUGCCACAGGAGAGGGCCUCCGCCAUGCAGCAACUGGGCAGCACCACACAAUUACUGUGACGACAAAGGACAAAGAUGGCGAGUUGGUGCGGACAGGAAACGCUGUUUUAAAAGCAGAGAUAACGUCUGUCGACGGGAGCCGCAUUGCAGAGGCGGAUGUAGCGGACAAUAAGAACGGGACGUAUGAGGUUGGCUACACGUUACGCUCUGAGGGAGAGUACUCUUUCGCUCUGUUGCUGUACGGCCAGCCGAUACGUGGCAGCCCGUUCCGCCUGCGGGCGAUCAAGCCCUCAGAUGUGCCACAGUCUCCAGAUGACGUGAAGAGAAGGGUGAAGUCUCCCAGCGGGACAGGGGGCCACAUACGGCAGAAAGCAGUGCGUCGUCCUUCCAGCAUGUACAGCACCACCAAGAAAAAGGAGAACCCCAUUGAGGAUGAGCUCAUCUACAGAGUGGGUACCCGGGGCAGAGAAAAAGGAGAGUUCACAAAUCUGCAAGGAAUAUCAGCCUCUUGUAACGGCAGAGUGGUGGUGGCUGACAGCAACAAUCAAUGCAUACAGGUAUUCUCCAAUGAUGGACACUUUAAGAUGCGCUUUGGGGUCAGAGGUCGGUCUCCAGGACAGCUGCAGAGACCGACGGGCGUCACUGUGGACAUGAACGGUGACAUUGUGGUGGCCGACUAUGACAAUCGAUGGGUCAGCAUCUUCUCCUCUGAUGGCAAAUUUAAGAAUAAGAUCGGUGCAGGUCGGCUCAUGGGUCCUAAGGGUGUCGCUGUGGACAAGAAUGGACACAUCAUUGCUGUGGACAACAAGGCCUGCUGUGUCUUCAUCUUUCAAUCCAAUGGGAAGUUGGUGACUAAGUUUGGAGGCAGGGGGACGUCUGACAGACAGUUUGCAGAAAAACUUGGUCCAAACUUUAAUAAAUCUGGCUCAGUUUUCAGUCCGCACUUUGUCGCAGUGAACAACAAAAAUGAAAUUAUUGUGACCGAUUUUCACAAUCACUCUGUAAAGGUGUACAGUGCAGAUGGAGAGUUCUUGUUCAAAUUUGGCUCUCAUGGUGAAGGCAACGGCCAGUUCAAUGCUCCCACUGGUGUGGCUGUGGACGCCAACGGAAACAUCAUCGUAGCUGACUGGGGCAACAGCAGAAUACAGGUGUUUGACAGCACAGGCUCCUUCUUAUCUUACAUUAACACCUCAGCAGACCCGCUGUACGGACCCCAAGGCCUCGCCCUCACCUCAGAUGGACACGUGGCCGUGGCCGACUCCGGAAACCACUGCUUUAAAGUUUACAGAUAUCUGCAGUAGGCUGAGGGAAGACAUCGCAGACACAACCUUUGCUUUAGACAAGUUACAAUCACUUACUGCUUAUGGACAUCGAGCUGCAACGUGACUGCACAAUUCACAACGGCCCCAGGUUCCACAAAUGCAUCUCCUUUUUAUUGUGUCUGAACAUACUUUAGAAGAUCCAAUAUUCAGAGCUUAGGAGAAAGAAAUUGAAGAAAAAUGUUGACAUUGAAACAACCAAAACACCAAAAAUUCAAGUGUAAUUAAAAUGUAUUUUAAAGACAAAGUGAACUAGCUAUCCCAAAUAUUAUAGCAAGAAGUGAAAUUAAUUACCUCUUUGAGGAAAAACAAAUCUCAGCAGGCUAUCCUGGUGAUAUAAAGGUUUAUAAAGCAAAUAUUGAAAAAAAAUUUGAUGUAAAAUAUUUUAAUGAAAAAAAAUUUGAUCACUCUGCCUACUUUAAACUAAGGCGAAAAACUGAACUGGAAAUUAACUUCUGGAACAAGGUGUUUGACCGCACCAGUAGAUAGCGCACCAGUCUGAAGUUGGUGAUACACUGCAAUUUCUUUUGGGCAAUGCAGAUGGGCAACACUCCCGGCAACCAGCAAACAAACUGAGACACGGAUGGAAAAGUGCACGACCGGUUUUCUGAUUAUGCUUUGUGAUUGAAAUAACAAUGCUCAGGCCUUUCCUGGAACACCGUUGCAUGUCGGUGUGUGCUCUAAAAAACAAUGACCCUGUCAUCACUGCCUUCAAUUUGUCAUUAGUAAAUACAACACACGCAGACAGGAAUGUGUUGUUUAAACGGGAUUGUUUCUGAUUCUCCUUUUGCACUUUAUCACUCUGACACGAUCCUUGCUCAUGGAUGUAGAUUUUUGUUUUCUUUGAAGUCACAAGAUGAUUUUACCGAAAUCCAAGUUUUUGCUUUGUUACCCAAAGACAAGCAGCAAGAAGCACAACAGUUAAUAAACACAUGGUUUGUGAACACAGCAUCUAGUUAUUCUUCUACUGACAGAACAAACCUGUUGCAUCUGACCCCACUAGUUCUUGUACUUUUGUGUAUUCAUAUCUACAACCUAAUGUAGUUGUACAUACGGUAUUGCAUAUCCAUGUAAUUUCAAUAUAUAUCCUACUUAUUGCAGCACUUAAUGAAUCAACACUGGAUCAUAUAUUAACACAGUAGAAGGUCAUGCCACGUAGUAGCCAACUGAAUGACAUCAAUGGAACAAAGUUGUAUACACAUUAUUUGUUGUAUUUUUCUUUAUUUUCCAAAGGACUUAAUUUAUUUUUCUCUUUUCUUUUCUACAUAAUUUGCCCUAAAAAGUAUUUUUCUAAUUGGUGCAUUUCAACUGUCUUUGUAUUCAGGCCUUGUAACUUGUAGCACUGAAAGCCGCUCUCUCUCUCUUCUGCCUCUUCCCAGACCUCACAUCCAGUUAAACACUAACCUUUCCCGCUGCCAAAACGCAUCGUUGUAAGUUGUUGAACAUUGCACAAAUUACAAAUAUUAAAACAGUUCUAUAGUUUGCAAGAGUAAUAUAUGCCUAUAUGUGUAUAGUUAUCAUUUACUGUGACAUAAUCUGAUAGUUUACUGUACAUUACAAUCACCUUCUUAUCUUGGGUUUAGCCAGUACUUGUAUUCAUUUGCUUGGUUGUUCGGUGUUUUGAAGGUUUUCUGUGAGGAACACAACACCAGCUAAAAUCAGACAUUUUUUUAUUUUAUGAAUUAACUGUCUGUCCCCAAUAAUUGAUCAGUAAUCCAUUCGUUUCUUUCCAUCUGCAUUUCACAUUUAAAAAAUUUGACAUGCAUUUGAAAACUUAAUAAUCCAUAAAUCCAAUCCCUGUGUUCCUUUGGUUUUAUUUUUAUAUCUAUCUCAGCUGUCUCUGACCUACUCACAUCUGUGUGAAAUAAAGGAAGCACAUAUAUAAGAACCGGUACAUCGACCAUCUUGUGUAGCCUGCUGUAUACUACAAGAGGCCAGUUUUACAAUAAGUUAUCACUAUAUUUACGUAAUCAUGGCAAAGGUAAGACUGUAAAUAUUAAAGAAUUACACUAUGAACUGUUGUGUAAAUGCUCCGGUUUGUUGAAUAAGACUUCCUUUAUCGUGUACAUCUUUAUGACGGCUGUAACCGUACACACUAUGACAUGUUAAUGGCAUGUUGCACUACAACCUACAAUAUAAUCAAAUGUUUUAUGGCAACUACAUUUUUUAUGAAAUUUUAUGGCAAUAUAUACUAUAACUUUGUAUGACGUUUUUUACAAACUGUAUUAGGACAUUUUUUAUGACUACACGACAUUUUUAACAGUGAAAUAUGAUAAACUGCAUCAGGGGUGUCAAACCAGCCCGCCUUAGGGAACAAUUCAACCCACUGGAUGACUUCACAAAGUAUGAAAAUUGUCAUUAUUUCCAAUUAUACAAUAAAAUGGAUGGAAAACUGCCAAAAUCAGCAUCCUAAGAGACUUCUCUGUAACCAAAAUGAGUCAUAAAAGACUGACAUCCAGAAUAUGGUGCAUAAGGUCACACAGCCACUAUAAGUUGUGCUCAUUAUGCUGUUUUUUGUGUCCUCUAUUGAGGCAUACACCAAUUUGUCCCAACAGUGCGUAGAGCCAGUCACCCAGUGGUGCAACUUACAGAACAUAGUUUUGAUCAGUCUAAUGAAUAGACACUCAUGUUAAUGCAUUUGCAUCACAUUGUAAUUAUAUGGCCCUUUAUUAAAGCCACAUUACUGCACUACUGAGUCAUUACCAGAGCAGAGAGAACCGUUUUCCCACCUCCUUAAAUGUUCUGGCAGUAUGGAAUUUAAAUCGGCAACACCAAACCGUCAGGCGGGUAAAUGAGAAUGCUGGACCAGAAUAGCAAACAAAGAGCAACAGCCCUUUUGAGAAGCCUCUUACUCUAGGCAGCAGUGUGUUCCCUUGUUUCAUGACAAGUGUUUAGGAUGUAAACAAACAAAAAAGCCCUUAACAGGAACUUGCUGUUUGUUAUUCAGGUUUAAAAGUCAGAUCAUCCAACAGCCUGUGUAGCCACUAAACUCAGUGAAAGAAAGAAAUUAAAUAAGUUCAAUACGGUUAAGUGGCAAAAAAAAACCAAAACAGAAGACCGGUUGUCUUAAAGAUAGCACUGAGGUUCUUGAAGAGAAUGUAAUUCAAAGUGUUUUAAAUCUCAUUACUGGCUAACCAUAUUAAAAACAAUAACUAACGGAGCAGGUUUUGACAGAGCCACUGUGGGCAAAUAACUAACUGUCCAGCAAUCCCCUGUAACCCUAACUAAUUUGUUGUUUUGCUUUUAUCCCCCAUGUUUAAUGAAAAGAGGGGUAAUAACACAGAGCAGCGUGUACAGCAAGACAACGGCUUCAAAACGGGAAAUAGUUAUUUUUCCUCUUUUAGUCUCAAGUCUGAGAAACACUGAGCACAGUGAAAGGGCCACAGACUCCCAAGAUUUCCUUUAUGUCACACUCAAA